CCUGUGUGCGCUGUUCCUGAACAGCAGUGCGAAACUCCUGCACUUCCAUCGGUGUUUAAUGUUCAUUUUCUGUUGUUUUGAGUUUUUAAUCGUGACUUAUGUCGCGCUGAUGUGAUAUAGAUGUGUUUCUGGGCGCGUACGUGUGCGGUUUGGAUAAUUCGCGGUGUUCUUGCGGCUUUGUGAUGAUCAGAUGAUGGCGCCCUCUAAGAUGAAGCUGCGUGUGAGGAAGAGAGACAGCGCUGGGAAAUCUUCUCAGCGUUUAUUGGCCAACGCGUCGCCCGAUUCCAAAUGCCCCAUCUGCCUCGACGGCUUCAAUAACGUGGCGUCGCUGGACCGUUGCCUGCACCAGUUCUGUUUCCGCUGCAUCCACGAGUGGUCCAAGAACAAAGCCGAGUGUCCGCUCUGUAAGCAGCCCUUCCACUCCAUAAUCCACUCCGUCAAAGGGGAAAACGACUUUAAGGAGUUCGUGCUGCGUCCGCCGGAGAACGGAGUGCCUGCGAAUGCCGAUCCGCCUGAGCGUGUGGUCCGCCCCCGAGUUCUCCGAAGCCAGGAGAGGCGGAGCCACAGAGCACAAAACCCCGCCCCUUCCUCUUCCCCUCCACAAGAGGAUGACGUUAUGUUCGAUGGCCUGACGGAUGCUGCGGCGCUCGCAGAGAACCAAGACGUGCAGCAGAUGGUGCUGCGAUUAACAGCACGCAGACAUGGGCGUGGCGAGGGGCGGAGCUUGCGGCGUUUGCGCGACCAAGAUGUUGUGGCGUUCCGACGCGCGCUUUAUAGGACCGGCGUGCGAGUGCGCAGCUCGAGGGACGCUGGCAGGCAGAGGGACAUUUCUGCCGUGUUCUUGCGACAAAAUCCCGGCUGUUUGCGACGACUAUUGCCUUGGCUGCAGCGAGAGCUCACGGUGCUGUACGGUUCGCACGGCUCGCUGGUGAACAUCGUGCAGAACAUCAUCAUCUCACGCAUCAUGAACUACAACAUGGAGGACUCGGCCAUCCGGGACGAGCUCCGCCCCUUCCUGCUGGCGCGCACCGACCACUUCCUGCACGAGCUGGUGAGCUUCGCCCGCUCCACCCUCAACAUGGAGGUGUACGACCAGCAGGCCGUGUACGACUGUCCCGCUCCCAGCUACGAGGAGGGCAGCAGCUCAGACCUUUCUGUUAUCGCCAUCUCCGAGGAUGACGACGAUAAUGACAGUGAGGACAAUGUCACAGAGAAUCCCUCUGCUGUCCAGGAAUGCCUUGCAUCCGUUGCCACAGCAAGUGGAGUGGAAAGUUUGCCAAGUCAGUCAGCGUGGGAUGAUGAGACGCCUGGUCCCUCCUAUUCAACCCUCCUCCCCUCUUCCAGCCAAUCACAUGGCGAGGGGGCGGAGCCAAGCGCAAGCACAGCCCCUCCCCUCAGCGCCCUGGAUAUGACUGACCCUGUGGUGAGUGGCAGAGUGUCAGCCGGACCGGGUGAAGAUGACGAAGAGGAAGAGUGCCUGAUUGUGGGAUACGUGAAACCAAUGGCCGAACGAACUCCAGAACUUGUUCAGCUCUCUUCAGACUCGUCUGAAGAGGAGCAAGAGCCAGCCACCACUGAGACAAUGGCCUCAGUAACGAAAUCAGAGGCAUCCCAAGUGCAGCUCCCAUUACAUUCCCACAUGAACCCAAUUAGCCCUAGUUCCUCCCCAGGCUCUGCUCCCUUGUGCAGUCCACAGCAUUUACACUCGGAUGGAGUCAGGUCACACAGCAGAGAACAAGAGGUCGACUACUUGUCCUUCCGUGGUCACCAGUCCAAAGAUGGUUCACAGUCACAUUCACAGCAGAGUCGAGGUGACUCCAGGUGCAGAGGUCACAAGAGGCACAGAAGUCAUCGGCGCUCUGGCAGCAAAGAGAAGGAUAAGAGUUUAGAACAAUCUCGGCACGUCAAGACCCCGGAUUGCUCACCAAGCCAAACACAGAGCUGGACACAAAGCCCAGCAGUGUCCGUUUGGAGCGUUAGCCCUGCCUCUAAGUCACACAGUAGCGACUGCUCUCCUUCUCGAAAUAAGAGCGGAGAGCAUUCGCGCCAUGCGAGAGAGAGAUUCUCACAUUCUCCUGCCAACUCCAGGAGGAGGAGAACCAAGGAAAGGAGGAGUAGGUCACCCGACUUGGACUCGUUCCUUGGUUCCCACCAUCCCUGUGAGGCAAAGCGUAGUCGUAAACGGCGCAAGCGGUCGGUCAGCAGCAGCGGCGCUGAUUCACACUCCGAAAAAUCCUGCCUGGACAAACCCAGUGGUAAACGCAAGUACAAAACCCGGCACUUGGAGCGAGCAGCCCAGCGGCAGCACAAGGAAGGAACCACAAGCAAGGAAAAGCGGCACCGAGAGCGGCGACGAAGCAGGGAACGAUCUCCAAGUGUGGAGAUAAUCUAUGAACAAAAGCCGCCUGACCCGUACUGGGUCCAGCGGAGGAAGAGGAAGCACCGGAAGCGAAGGAGGGAACUGCGUUCUCCCACUGUGAUCACGAUCGAUAGCGACAGCGACCGUACCAUUGACUGUCUGGACCGCGUCAUGGACGUUAUAGACCAAACCGCUGCUGAUUUCGAGCAGAGGGAUGAGACUCCUAAGCAAGAGUCCAUCCAGAACUCAAGUUAUACCUUGGACUCUUCAAAUCCUCUAUCCGAGCCUUCGAGUCCCAUGGGCAGCAGUGACCCAAUUACUGAACGCACACUAAACCUGGACGACUGUGUGGUGGAUGUAGUCGACCACAGUAGUUCCGACUGCUCCAGAAAUAUGGGUGCCAGUAACCACCAAGAGUUUAUACCCAACCAUUUCCCAGUGGAUUCGAUAAUAAUGGCGCCACCUUCGGACGUGAGGCUGCUGGAAACCAUACUGCAAGAUCUUGUGGAUUUCCUACCGGGGGCAGAGCGGGAAAUGGGGCGGAGUUCUCCCGGCCAACAGGAACCCGCUUCUAGACAACAAAAAGACCAAUCAGAGAUUUGAGGAGAUGCCGAAAAUGUAGAGAAUGAGAACACCGUUGGCAACGGACUGCAAGAGUCGAUGACCAACACUGCUAGCAGACUUUUUUUACAUACACAUGCUUGUCUGAUGCUUAUCUGAAUCUCCUCUAGACGUUUUAUAAACUCAUUUAAAGUUUGAAUUCCUGCUGGAAAUGGAUGCUUAAACGUUUGGAGAACUUUUUUUUUUGCCAUUGUCAACGUCAUUAUGAUUGUUCAUGUUGUAUUUAUAGUCAUGGUGAUCCUCUUCCUUGAAUCUGGUGCUGAUUCUCUGUGCCACAACCCAACUACGAUCAUGCCUGGAUGGCAACCCUUGUUCCCCUAACCUUAACUCUAGUUGCAACAAAUACAUAGGGGUUACCGUCUAGGCUAGUGGUUCUCAGCUUGUUUGCUUCAAGACUCUGAUUUUGUUUGACAAGACGCAGGGCCUUUGACAAACCGAACAAAAAAAUAUGGUAAACUUUAUUUUGCUAUCCUACACUCUUAGAAAAAAUGUGCAAAACU
Messenger RNA from Sinocyclocheilus grahami, 3480 nucleotides. RefSeq names its product E3 ubiquitin-protein ligase Topors-like. Gene Ontology annotation, biological process: protein polyubiquitination; protein monoubiquitination. Bases 191 to 2962 code for a protein of 923 amino acids. The record is from RefSeq and is a predicted model, not a curated record. The transcript is spliced from 3 exons. Gene Ontology annotation, molecular function: ubiquitin protein ligase activity; metal ion binding. Lineage: Eukaryota; Metazoa; Chordata; Actinopteri; Cypriniformes; Cyprinidae.